GUUAGACAUGCGCGUAUAUAAGGAAGGACAAUAUUACAUCACAUUACUACCUACAGCGUCUGCGCCAAGCUUGAACUUGAACAGCAGCCACCGGUAAUCCUCCUCUACUAUCCAGAUAAUGUCGUCCAUUGCCGCCGCCAGUGUUGAGACCCCUGCUGUUGAGGUCACUGAGAAGAAGCCUCUGAAGGCUUGCUGUGCCUGCCCAGAGACCAAAAAAGUCAGGGAUGCCUGUAUCAUUGAACGGGGAGAGGAGCAGUGCUCGUCCCUCAUUGAGGAACAUAAAGUAUGCAUGAGGUCUCUGGGUUUCAAGAUUUAACUACUUUGUGUAUAUGAUUGCUGGCGUGACUGGAGGAUCUGGAUGUUAUUUAUCAUGGAAAGGGAAACUUGUCGAACACUGAGGGUUUUGGGGGUGAGGUGGGAUGUUUUGUUGAACAUUUUAUAAAGUAUGACUGCACUGAUUGGUAUUUAAUAAAACUAUA
Messenger RNA from Gadus chalcogrammus (walleye pollock), 479 nucleotides. RefSeq names its product cytochrome c oxidase copper chaperone. Bases 119 to 316 code for a protein of 65 amino acids. Gene Ontology annotation, cellular component: mitochondrial intermembrane space. The record is from RefSeq and is a predicted model, not a curated record. Gene Ontology annotation, biological process: mitochondrial respiratory chain complex IV assembly. The transcript is spliced from 4 exons. NCBI's taxonomy places the organism in Eukaryota, Metazoa, Chordata, Actinopteri, Gadiformes, Gadidae. Gene Ontology annotation, molecular function: copper chaperone activity; copper ion binding.